Lactuca sativa (garden lettuce) is the source of this 921-nucleotide messenger RNA. RefSeq lists its product as uncharacterized. NCBI's taxonomy places the organism in Eukaryota, Viridiplantae, Streptophyta, Magnoliopsida, Asterales, Asteraceae. The record is from RefSeq and is a predicted model, not a curated record.
UAAUUUACGCAAUCGACUUAAUCCAUACAGUCCUCUUUCGUCUUCUUCCCAUUCCUCCAUAGUACUGGUGAUAUCCAAGAAAAGGUUAAUAAUGAACGAGUUUGACCCAGAAUUGGAUUUUUCACAGUUCUUGGAGGAAGCAAAAACACAUGCAUCAGAAGAAGAAGGUCGAAAGGAUUCAAAGGAAAAAACAAAGGCUAAAAGAUCAUGGAAAGCUUCUAUUUUUUCAUGGAUGAAAGCCAACAAGAAAGAGGAACAACAACAACAACAACAACUAACGAUAAAAACCGAAUACAGAAAACCCACAAGAAGACAAGGGUAUGUUUCAGGCCCAAUAAAUGGGGUCAAAGGCUGCAAAACUCAACGACUUAGACGACAAAGUUCAGGACCUUUAUCGGGUCUAUUUCAUCAAAGAACGAAAAUGGAAGAGUUUCAGAUGCCAUAUACAUCACUAGGGAAGCUUAAUAAGAGUCCUGAGAAUCUUUCAAAUUAUGGUCCUGUAUAUUUGGUGACAUAGUGAAAAUAUAUCAAAGUGAGAUUCGAUAAAAUUUGUAAUCUUUUAUGUAUCUUUAUUUUUGAUGUAGUUGAGAUAGUGAAAGGUUAGUUUUUGGAGAUUGUAGCGAGUCAACUCCCUGGAUUCCACACGUAACAAUGUAACCGUUGCUUGCAAGCAAUUCAAAUUUACUCAUUCUUAUAGCUAAAAGAGGGUAAUUUUCGAUUAAGAUUCAAGAAUACAACUAUGAUUUCUAAGCUAAAAUAUAUUCAAUACCUCAAGAGAACAUCUUUAAUCAAUGUGUUCAUAUACAGACUUGUUUAAGAAGAAGAAGCAGAAAACAUAGCAGGAGAGGUUAACCGAGUCAGUAUCCUCUUCACCAGCUAAUUGGGCAAAAAUAUUCAAAAAAAAAAAAAAAAAGAAAUUUU